Messenger RNA from Echinococcus granulosus, 1263 nucleotides. RefSeq lists its product as hypothetical. NCBI's taxonomy places the organism in Eukaryota, Metazoa, Platyhelminthes, Cestoda, Cyclophyllidea, Taeniidae. The transcript is spliced from 8 exons. Bases 1 to 1263 code for a protein of 420 amino acids. The record is from RefSeq and is a predicted model, not a curated record.
AUGUGUUAUAACAAAUAUGAGUGUGUCAAGCACUUUCUCCUGUCAUCUGGACCCAUCAAGCAGGGUAAUAAAUUUCAAACCAAGAUUUGGGUGCUCACUGUGUCAAACAUCCAUUACGCCAAUGCGCCGGCAAACCACAUAUGCAGUUUCCAUGGAAAUUUGUGUAAUGAUAAAGGAAAUAUUAUUAGUGUGUCAUUGAUGCUACCUAAAUUGGGCAUUUUCUCACUUGGCCGAUUAAAAAUAUUGAGUGGGUAUUUGCACAACAUGCUUGUAAAUAAGAUAAUUAUUUAUGAGGCUGGAACACUUCAUGCGACCUACAUUUUUCUCUCGCCGAAAUUUUUAGCGGUGCAUCUAACACGUGAUUUAUGUGUGAAUAAAUGUCGGAAGAUUGAAGUAAAGUAUGCUAUUCUGAAAUCUUUAUCUCAUCUUCUAGUUCUGAAUACUUGCUCAGCACUUUGUCAUUUAGUCUAUUUUGAGGUUUUUUGCUUUACAGUCCAGAAAAUCAUUCAUAGUUUUGGUGGGUUCGUAUUUUUUGCAUAUUUGGACCUUUCCCCCUCAUUUAUUUAUUUGUUUCAACUCCAAAGGAAAGUUGUCGAGCAGGUUUUAUUCGUUCCAUUUCCAUUGCUUUUCUUUGCACGAUUUCAGGUUCGUGUGGACAGGAGGGCUCAAUUUUGGUCACAUGGAUACAGGUUGACUCCUGUGAGGCAAAAUGCAUCAAAUUUUUUAAAUUUUGAAUGGUUUUACUUAUUUGCGGCUCCAGUUUUCACCUUCAGCACGUACAUGCGCGUUAUUAUCUCACAUAUAUCUAAAGCAAUACUAAAUUUAAUUUACUUAUUAAUUCCAAAUUCCAUUAUGAACACUUCCACAACACCCACUUAUUUUGUAGCUGCAGCCCAAAACAUUCGCCUUAAACACAACAAAGGAAAUGUGAUGAAAUGGCAUAAUUACCAAGAUUCAAGCAUUCAUGUAAAAGAGAAUCAAUUAAUUAUGCAUUUUCACCGCGCUAUUAAUCUAUGUGGGCAUACCAACCAUGAUUUUAACUGGUCAAAACAACACAUUAUUUUGAUAUUCUGGCAAAGAAUGCAGCAGCUAAAACGUGUCGAAGCAUUUCAUUAUACAGUUACCCAACUUUUGUAUCAUUUAACAUUUCCCACUCACUCUACUCAAGAUGGUGUGGAAAUUACCAAAAUUCUACAAGUCAUGGCAAAUACUAGGGUGAUUGUGGAAAGUUGGAAAGGAGUGAGAAGAAACCCUUUACCGUAA